Molecule: messenger RNA, 351 nt
Organism: Parnassius apollo (apollo)
Lineage: Eukaryota; Metazoa; Arthropoda; Insecta; Lepidoptera; Papilionidae
Source: the annotation of a GenBank genome assembly
AUGCCCGUCACGGAACAAAACUUGGCAGACCGAGUGCGGCACAUCAUGCGCUCGAAAAAAUUUUAUGAUGCCGAACUUGAACGACUACGACGUGAAGCUAUUCCAUCAUCGAAUGAAUCGGCUAUGGCUGGGGAUGCGGCUCCACAUGCGACAUACCAGUAUCCACAUGUGGAAGCCGCCACAGGUCUUCCAGUUGUGGUUGAUUCGGACGAGGAUGAAAUAGUCUCCCACGAACUAGAGCAAAUGAGGAGCAUAUUGGAAGAAGCGAUUUUGAAAUGCGCAGCAUGCCUCUCGAAAAUCGACCGCGACUUCCCCCGCAUACCCCUAGCAAGUGAAAUCGGGCUGUCGUGA